AUGGCGACUAUAUGUACUUCGUGUGGUAUAUCGAUUCCAUCUUCAUUGAAUAUUUAUAAAUGUCGUCAAUGCAUUAAUCAUUUCGUAUGUCAAGUAUGUGUGGCAAAAGAUCACCAUAGAGCAGGCGCUGCUCUUCAUACAUUCGAUGAAGUAUUUUUAAAAGAUAUUCAAUCAAUAAAUGAUGUUAACACUCAUACAUCGUCAGAAUUUGCUGAUUUUUCAUCACAGCGCCAAAUAAAAACACUGUCAAACUCGUUAUCAAUAUUUUAUAAUGAAGGAUACUUGUACAGUUUAUUAGGUUAUUGUUAUCACUGUUAUAGUAUUAUUGUUGCUGAUAAAGAACCAACUUUUCAAUGUCAACAGUGUCCAAAUUUUUUCGAAGUCUGUAUUCAAUGUAUAAUUUUGAUGGACACGCAACAUUCUUCUACACAUACAUUCUUAAAACAAUCUCUUAGUUACUGGAAAAACAUAGCACAUAAUAUGUAUCAUCUCGAUAUUAUCUGUGAUGGUUGCUCAAGGAUAGGAUUUAAUGGAAAACGUUAUCAAUGUGAAGAAUGCUCACCAAAUUAUGAUCUUUGUGAAAAUUGUUUUGGAAAAGUACAUACACAUCAUAAACUGAAAUAUAUACAAAAUCCUUUAUUACAUUCUCUUAAUCAAGAAACGCUAAGCCGAAGAACUUUAGCAUUAGCUGAAAGAAAUGGAAAGAAUAAUAGAAAUCGGCGUGAUUCGUUAACAGGUUGGACGAAAUCGGACGCUGAAUUAGUUAUUCAACAAGCGAAACAAGAAAAAGAUAACUAUAAUAAUCGACUACAACGGAUUCGGGCACAAAACAGUGCCGAUCAUACAGAAUAUACACGACAUUUACAAAAUACAGUUGCAGAUAACUAUCAACAGUUCAAUUGGAAUUAUAUGAGUCUUUGGUGA
Adineta ricciae is the source of this 924-nucleotide messenger RNA. Lineage: Eukaryota; Metazoa; Rotifera; Eurotatoria; Adinetida; Adinetidae. The record is from the annotation of a GenBank genome assembly.